AUAUGUACACACAUAUAUAUUAUACAUAUUAGAAAGAGGGAGAGGGAGAGAGAGAGAUGGGCGGGGUGACAUCUUGCGUGGCUAACAAAUUGGCCUUCCUUCCUCCAAAACCAGCAGGGUACACAGUGUUCAGAGACUCUAAAACUAACCGGUUGUCUCUAAGUGUCCUACCUUACCAGCAAAACGCCGACGUUUUAUUACUAUCAACUCGCUGUGGCACUAAAAUAGUGGCCGUCUACAUUCGCUACCCCAUGGCCACUACAACAGUCCUUUUUUCUCAUGGCAAUGCCUCUGAUCUUGGCACCACAUAUCCCUACCUUGUCUCUUUGAGCUCUCAGUUACGUGUCAAUAUCAUGGGGUACGACUACUCUGGAUAUGGGCAAUCAACAGGGACGCCAAGUGAGGAAAACAGCUAUGCAGAUAUUGAAGCUGCUCUUGGUUAUGUUGAGAAAAGCUGUGGCAUUAGGCGAGAAGACAUAAUCCUCUACGGUCAUUCUCUUGGAUCUGGUCCGACCGUGGAGCUUGCUUUUCGAUUCUCUCGCUUCAAAGCUGUCAUUCUGCAAAGUCCUAUACUCUCUGGUUUCAGAGUCGUAUACCCCACCAACGAGUCUUAUUGGUUUGACAUUUACAAGAACGUUGACAAAAUUCCAAUGGUUGAUUGCCCUAUUCUUGUCAUACACGGAACUGAUGAUAAAGUGGUUCGUUUCUCCCACGGCAAGACACUCUGGUCUUUGUGUAAAAACAAGUUUGAACCACUAUGGAUAGAAGGAGGCGACCAUAAUGAUUUACAUGAAUUUCCACAGUUUAUACCUCAUCUUCUGAGCUUCUUAUCAGCUCUUGAUCAGAAGCCCUUAGCCCCAGCUCCAGUUAGUUAUGAUAUAAAGAUAAGAUAAAGUCAUGAAUAUGGCCUUUACUAUAAUCCUUAGUACAGUACAGCCUUAUAAUAUAAUAAUAUAUGUAAGUAUAAAGUGAACUAUACGUAGUAAUAAAAAUAGUACUUAAAAGGGUCCAUUUAUGGGCUAAAUGUACGUAGAAGUGGGUUGUUAAGGAACAUGGUUCAUUGUAUUUGAGUUAAAAUAUAAGAGUGGUUUGAAGAUAUAACUAGUGAGCAAGAGAGAGCUGGCUGUUGUGUCUGCGGUUGCUUCAAUGAUUUCAACUGUUGGUGGUGCCCCACUGUUGUUGACAAUAAGGGGACAAACCCCAACUCUUAUGGUUUGACUUUAUUCAAAAUUUAGAUCAGUUUAGUGCUGACCAGCACCACGCUUAGUUUAUUGCUUAGCUUUUUU
Messenger RNA from Humulus lupulus (European hop), 1286 nucleotides. RefSeq lists its product as uncharacterized. NCBI's taxonomy places the organism in Eukaryota, Viridiplantae, Streptophyta, Magnoliopsida, Rosales, Cannabaceae. The coding region runs from base 57 to 893 and encodes 278 amino acids. The record is from RefSeq and is a predicted model, not a curated record. The transcript has 5 exons.